Penaeus vannamei (Pacific white shrimp) is the source of this 774-nucleotide messenger RNA. The record is from RefSeq and is a predicted model, not a curated record. Lineage: Eukaryota; Metazoa; Arthropoda; Malacostraca; Decapoda; Penaeidae.
AUGUCCAAGCGUUCGAAUCCCCGGCGGACCAAGCAUCCAGCAGCAUCCAGCAAACUUUACAGCAGCAUCAGUAGCUUCCAGUUAUCAUAUCCAGAAUCAUCCAGCAUCAGUCGAGCAUCACCCCAACAGCAUCCAGCAUCACCUGACAUACCCCCUGCAUCUCCCAGCAUCCCCCAAACAACCCCCAGAAGCAUUGAACAUCUCCUAGCAGCAAUGAACAUCCCACAAUAUUUCCCAGUAGCAUUAAAUAUACCCCAGACAUCCCCAGAAGCAUCGGACCAUCCCCCAACAUCCCCCCAGCAUCCCUUAGCAGCAUCGAACAUCCCCAAGCAUCUCCCAGCAGGCAACAGCAUCCAGCAUCACCCAAAGCAUCCCCUAACAUCACCCAGCAUCUCCAGCAGCAUCAAACACCCCCAGCAUCCCCAGCCAGCAUCGAUCAUGCCCCCCACAUCCCCACAUCCCCAGCAGCAUCCAGCAUUAUCCAAGCAUCCGCCUAACAUCCCCCAGCAUCAUCAGCAUCCCCCAGCAGCAUCGAGCAUCCCCCAGCAUCCCUUAGCAGGCACGAACAUCGAAGCAUCCCCAGCAUCUCCAGCAGCAUCGAGCAUCCCCACCAUAGCAUCUCCCAGCAGCAUCGAACAUCACCCAACAUCCCCCAGCAGCAUCGAGCAUUCCCCUAACAUCUCCCAGCAUCUCCAGCAGCAUCGAUCAUCCAACAUCCCCCAGCAUCGCCCAACAGCAUCCAGCAUCACCCAAGCAUCCCCUAACAUCCCCUAG